Molecule: messenger RNA, 2092 nt
Organism: Clarias gariepinus (North African catfish)
Lineage: Eukaryota; Metazoa; Chordata; Actinopteri; Siluriformes; Clariidae
Gene: gper1
Product: G protein-coupled estrogen receptor 1
Exons: 2
Coding region: 539-1627 (362 amino acids)
Biological process (GO): cellular response to estradiol stimulus; G protein-coupled receptor signaling pathway
Cellular component (GO): membrane
Molecular function (GO): G protein-coupled receptor activity; nuclear estrogen receptor activity
Source: RefSeq, a predicted model, not a curated record
AGUGGAAGUGGAUGUGGGAUUACAAAUCUCUGAGGCUGUUCUGACAUCUGCGACGGAGCCCUGCACUGCUCGUGUGAUAAACACAUACGCCUGGAAGAUUAGGUGUCACAGUAAUAGCGUCAUCGACUACCGCCUGAUGAAUAAUCAUGCUUUUGGACUGGAGGAGGCAAAGCAGCACUGGAAUUAAAACGUGUAAAGAACAAACUGUACAACAGCAACGCAGCCCCUAGAGAGAAAAAGUGAAAGGAAGAGGGAGAACGAGACCUCUCGUGUCAGUGUCAUGGAUCACACAAGUCCAGGCAGCCCUCCCAGAUAAGACGACCACAAACAUGGAGGUGCUUAUUGGUAUUUGUUCCCACGACCGUUUCGUCCCAGGAGGCAAGCCCCUCAGGAUGCUAUUAACUCCUGAUGAACUGUCUCUCUCGUAAGAUCUGACGGGUAAGAAUGGGAACGACAGCCUAAAUGAGCGUUACACCCAACACUGCAAGCUGGGCACACACUCGAAUGCAGUAUGUAGCACUAGUGGAGCGUUUGGCCUAUGAUUCGGGACAUGGAAUACAAAGACUCUGUCAGUAUGGAAGAGCAGACAAGCACUCUGAUUCACAUUUAUCAAAAUAGCACCGAGCACUUCAACGCUUCGUUCAACUACAGCUUGACGGAUCUGACCGAAAACACAGACACCUAUGAGUUUUAUGUGGUCGGCCUCUUCCUCUCCUGCCUGUACACAAUCUUACUCUUCCCCAUUGGGAUUAUUGGGAAUAUCCUCAUCCUAGUGGUUAACUUGAACCACAGGGAGAAGAUGACCAUCCCCGACCUUUACUUCAUCAACCUGGCAGUGGCCGAUCUCAUCUUAGUGGCUGAUUCGCUCAUCGAGGUCUUUAACCUGAACGAGAAGUACUAUGACUACGCCGUUCUCUGCACCUUUAUGUCCCUUUUCCUGCAAGUCAACAUGUACAGCAGCAUCUUCUUCCUGACCUGGAUGAGUUUCGAUCGCUACGUGGCUCUCGCCAGCUCCAUAAGCAGAAGACCCUUACGCACAAUGCAGCACGCCAAGCUUAGCUGCAGCCUCAUCUGGAUGGCGUCCAUCCUGGCGACCCUGCUGCCUUUCACCAUUGUGCAGACGCAGCACACGGGCGAGGUCCACUUUUGCUUCGCCAACGUUUUCGAGAUUCAGUGGCUGGAGGUAACAAUCGGUUUCCUGGUGCCUUUCUCGAUCAUCGGUCUAUGCUACUCCCUGAUCGUCCGCAUCCUCAUGCGGGCUCAGAAGCACAGAGGCUUGUGGCCGCGCCGACAAAAGGCCCUGCGCAUGAUCGUCGUAGUGGUGUUGGUGUUCUUCAUCUGUUGGCUACCUGAGAACGUCUUCAUAAGCAUCCAGCUUCUGCAGGGUACAUCGAGGCGCAGUGCGACCACCCUGUGGCACGACUACCCCCUGACCGGGCAUAUCGUCAACCUGGCAGCCUUCUCCAACAGCUGCCUGAACCCCAUCAUCUACAGCUUCCUGGGUGAGACCUUCAGAGACAAACUAAAGCUCUUUGUGAAACAGAAGGCCAGCUGGUCAGUGGUUUAUCGCUUCUGCCAUCACACUCUGGAACUCAACAUCCCCGUCAGGAGUGAGUCAGAAGUGUAGAACUGGAUGUCAUGCCACUGUUAUUAGGAGAGAUUGUACUUCAUUGCAUUUCACAACAAUUGGAUUGAACAAUUGGAAUGUUUUUUUUUUUCUUCUUUUUCUAAAAUCCUGUAUGCCUUUCGGAAUUAAGUUGCUUCUAAUCCGCAGACACAGUAGGGUAGGAGAAAGGGCAGAGGACGUACUGUAGGUGUGGCCACCGACUCACAGGGUUAUACAGUUCGGCUUACAAAAGCAGUUGAAGAAGUUUGAUUUAUUUCCUGUAGAGUGUAAUAUAUACUGAGGAAUGGAUUAUUCAGGGUAUUUCUUCGCAAAGCUAUUACGAUGGAAAGUGAACGGCAAAUCUGUUUUAUAAGUAAACUUUAAAGAUGAAUAUAUCAUGUAUCAAGGUGACUUUUAUACUCCAGGAAGAUUGUGCUCAGUGAGCCCAUGGUAAGGGAACAAAUAAAAAAAAGAUCUGUUUCUUCA